Molecule: messenger RNA, 7827 nt
Organism: Callorhinchus milii (elephant shark)
Lineage: Eukaryota; Metazoa; Chordata; Chondrichthyes; Chimaeriformes; Callorhinchidae
Gene: dock9b
Product: dedicator of cytokinesis 9b
Exons: 55
Coding region: 16-6411 (2131 amino acids)
Biological process (GO): positive regulation of GTPase activity; small GTPase-mediated signal transduction
Molecular function (GO): guanyl-nucleotide exchange factor activity
Source: RefSeq, a predicted model, not a curated record
UCACAUUCAGUUGCAAUGGGCUGUACUACCAGUAUCAUUCUGUUUGAAGGUUUGCGGACUGUCGUUGAGAGAAAUUGUGGUUAUAUUUGCAAACAGCAGAUACAGCAAACAUCUGUGGAUAAUACAGUUCAGAGCUUGGUUCGUGAGGAGACAAGUAAACCGACCCAUUCAGCUUUGGCUAGACCGAAGGAUAUUGAACCAAUAGACUACGAGAAUGUCCUUUUACAGAAGAAGACACAGAUCAUCAGUGAUCCUUUGCGGGACAUGCUACUUUUUCCUCCUGAAGAUUUCCAAACUGCCAUACUGAAGCGCAAGGGAAGAACGAUCGGUUCAACAGUGCCUGAAAAUGCAAAAAAAGAGGCUCACAGCUUGUUGGUUACUGAGUGCAUCAAGACCUACAACCUUGACUGGCAUGUUGUUCAGUAUAAAUAUGAAGAUUAUUCUGGAGAUUUUAGACAGCUGCCAAAUAAAGUGGUCAGACCAGAUAAGCUUCCAGUCCACGUCUUUGAAGUUGAUGAAGAUGUAGAUAAAGAUGAGGAUACAGCUUCUCUCGGAUCACAGAAGGGUGGCGUUUCAAAACAAGGAUGGCUGUAUAAGGGCAAUAUGAACAGUGCUAUAAGUGUGACCAUGAGGUCAUUCAAGAGGCGUUUUUUUCACCUAACGCAGCUUGGGGAUGGCUCGUGCAUUCUCAACUUCUAUAAAGAUGAAAAAAUCUCCAAGGAACCCAAAGGGUCCAUAUACCUGGACUCGUGUAUGGGAGUGGUGCAGAACAGCAAAGUACGGCGGUUUGCCUUUGAACUCAAGAUGCAAGACAAGAGCAGUUAUCUUUUGGCAGCAGAUAGUGAGCAGGAAAUGGAAGAGUGGAUCGGAUCUCUUAAUAAAAUCCUUCAGAGUACUUUUGAAGCUGCCAUGCAAGAGAAAAGAAAUGGCGAGUCACUAGAGGUUUCAGAUGAUGAACAGUCCAGUCAAGGAAAAUUGGAAAGCGUAACCAGCUGGGAAAGUCUGCACUAUGAACUUACAAAGGGUACCAGAGAAAUAGAAAGUAAAAAGAAUGAAGGCAGAAUAAAGCUUUUUUUUCUGGAUGCAGAUACCCAGAAGCUUGACUUUUUGGGGAUUGAACCAGAAGUGAAGCCAUUUGAAGAGAAAUUUGGCAAGCGGUUCCUGGUGAAAUGCAAUGAUUUGUCCUUCAAUCUACAAAGCUGUGUGGCUGAAAAUGAAGAAGGACCCACGACCAAUGUGGAACCAUUCUUUGUGACUCUUGCACUUUUUGAUAUCAAGAACAGUCGCAAAAUCUCAGCUGACUUCCAUGUGGAUCUGAACCAUCAGUCUGUUCGUCAGAUGUUAUCAAAUUUGUCGUCAUCCAUCAUGAAUGGUGGCGAUUCUGUAGCCAAUACCCAGAGAACAAUAAAUGGCAUUCAGGAGAGCAUGCUGCAGUAUCCUAAACAGGGUGUUUUUUCCGUCACUUGCCCCCAUCAAGAUAUAUUUUUAGUAGCUCGAGUGGAGAAAGUUCUUCAAGGAGGCAUCACUCAGUGUGCUGAACCCUACAUGAAAAGCUCAGACUCAGCCAAGGUCGCACAGAAAGUAUUGAAAAAUGCCAAGCAAGCCUGUGUCAGACUUGGACAAUACCGUAUGCCUUUUGCUUGGGCUGCAAGAACGGUGUUCAAAGACACACAAGGAACUCUUGACAAGAAUGCCCGCUUCUCCCCGCUCUACAGGCAAGAUAGCAACAAGCUCUCCAAUGAAGACUUGUUAAAGCUACUAUUAGACUUCAGGAAACCAGAGAAGAUGUCCAAACUUCCAGUUAUUUUAGGGAACGUGGAUAUCAAUAUAGACAACAUGGCUGUAGAUUUUCUGAAUUGUGUAAGUUCUUCAUAUAUUCCAGUGAAACAUUUUGAAACCAGUAGCAAGAUCACAGUUACUCACGAAGUGGAGGAAUUUGUUCCUUGUAUAGCAAAGCUUGCUCAGCCCUUCACCAUCUACAACAAUCAUCUCUAUGUUUACCCAAAGCACUUGAAAUAUGACAGUCAAAAAACUUUCGCAAAAGCAAGAAAUAUUGCAGUCUGCAUAGAGUUCAGGGAUUCUGAUGAAGAAGAUGCACAGCCUCUCAAGUGUAUCUAUGGCCGCCCAGGAGGGUCUGUGUUCACUAAGAAUGCUUUUGCAGUGGUUUUACACCAUCAUCAAAACCCAGAGUUCUACGAUGAGAUUAAAGUGGAACUGCCUACCCAGCUGCAUGAAAAGCACCACUUGUUGUUCACAUUCUACCACCUUAGUUGUGACAAUUCAAGCAAAGGAACCACAAAGAAGAAGGAAACAAUUGAAUUUCAAGUUGGAUACGCUUGGCUUCCGCUACUGAAGGACGGUCGUGUUGUUACCAAUGAAAAUCAGAUUUCAGUGUCUGCUAACCUUCCAGUUGGCUACCUAAACUACCAGGAGCUCGGAAUGGGAAAGCACUCGGGACCUGAAAUCAAAUGGGUGGAUGGAGCGAAACAUAUAUUCAAAGUUGCAACACACCUAGUCUCCACAGUAUAUACUCAGGACCAGCACUUGAACAACUUUUUCCAGUACUGUCAGAAGUGUGAUUCGGGAGCUCAGGCCUCUGGAACUGACCUUGUCAAAUUCCUCAAGAGCUUGCAUGCUAUGGAGGGUCACGCGAUGACUAAUUUCCUGCCCACAAUCCUGAACCAGUUGUUUCGGAUUCUCUCAAGAGCCACCCAGGAGGAUGUAGCAGUUAAUGUUACAAGAGUUCUUGCACACAUUGUUUCCCAGUGCCACGAUGAAGGAUUGGAAAACUAUUUAAGGUCUUACGUAAAGUUUGUUUUCAAGACUGAACCCUGUAAUACCUCCAAGUGUAAGACUGUGCAUGAAGAACUAACAAAGUCAAUGACUGUGCUGCUGAAAACGACGGCUGACUUUCUGACCUGUAACAAGCUGCUCAAGUAUUCGUGGUUUUUCCUUGAGGUGCUGAUAAAAUCGAUGGCCCAGCAUCUUAUUGAAAGCAACAAGCUAAAGUUAUUCAGGAACCAGCGAUUCCCUGCCUCUUACCAGCAUACCGUGGAGACCCUCGUAAACAUGUUGAUGCCUCAUAUCACACAGAAAUAUAAAGACAAACCAGAGGAGGCACGAAACGCCAACCACAGCCUUGCUGUCUUCAUUAAGAGGUGUUUCACAUUGAUGGACCGGGGUUUUGUUUUCAAACAAAUCAACAACUACAUCAAGUGGUUCAGUCCUGGAAAUCCAAAAAUUCUCUUCGAGUUGAAGUUUGAGUUUCUGCGAGUUGUGUGCAACCAUGAACACUUCAUUCCCCUAAACCUGGCGAUGCCAUUUGGAAAAGGGAGGAUUCAGAGAUAUCAAGAUCUGCAACUAGACUUCACACUGACUGAUGACUUCUGUAAGAACCACUUUCUAGUGGGGCUGCUUGUCCGGGAGGUUGGGAGUGCACUGCAGGAAUUCAGAGAUGUCCGACAGAUAGCAAUCAGUGUUCUCAAGAGCUUAAUGAUUAAGCACACGUUUGAUGACAGAUAUGCAGCCAAAAGCCAGCAGGCCAGAAUAGCCACCUUGUACCUGCCCCUUUUUGGACUGUUGACUGAAAAUGUGCAGCGCAUUAACGUGAAGGAUUUCUCUCCUUUUCCAAUGAAUCAGUCUGGCAAUAGUGGGAGAGACGAGUUGCCUUUUAGCGUACAGAUGGGGAGCACCAUGGUAACACCUCAGAAACCAGGAAGCACUCUGGAUAACAGCAUUCACAAGGAUGUGUUUGGUGUUAUUUCGGGUACAGCUUCUCCACACGGUUCAUCCACUCCAAACAUCAGCGCAGUGAGGCAUGCCGACUCCAGAGGUUCUCUGAUAAGCACAGACUCUGCCACUAGUCUGCCAGAGAAAAAUGCAGACAAGAGCAAUUCCCUGGACAAGAAUCAUCAAAAUAGUGGCUGUAUCGGAGGCUCUGUGGUGCGAUGUGACAAACUGGACCAGUCUGAGAUCAGGAAUCUCCUCAUGUCUUUCCUUCACGUACUGAAGAGCAUGUCUGAUGAUGCACUGUUCACUUACUGGCACAAGGCCUCUACUCCUGAACUGAUGGAUUUUUUCACAAUAUUAGAAGUCUGCCUUCAUCAGUUCAGAUAUAUGGGUAAACGAUACAUAGCAAGGAACCAGGAGGGGUUGGGACCCAUCAGUAUUGCACAUGAAAGGAAAGCUCAAACUUUACCUGUUCUUCGUAACAGAGCAGGAGUGAUGCAUGCCAGAUUGCAGCAGCUCAGCAGCCUGGAUAACUCUUACACUUUUAACCACAGCUAUGGUCAUUCUGAUGCUGAUGUUCUUCACCAGUCCUUGCUGGAAGCAAACAUUGCGACAGAAGUGUGCCUAACUGUUCUGGACAUAAUGGCUUUAUUCACACAGGUUUUUAAGGGCCAGCUCCUUGCUGAUCACGGACACAAUCCACUGAUGAAAAAAGUUUUUGAUGUCCUUCUUUGCUUCCUCCAAAUCAACCAAUCAGAAAUGGCAUUAAAGUACGUGUUUGCUGCUUUGAGGAACCUAGUGUACAAGUUUCCAUCCACGUUCUUUGAAGGCAGAGCUGAUACGUGUGCUGCACUCUGCUAUGAGAUUUUGAAGUGCUGCAACUCCAAACUGAGCACAAUCAGAAGUGAAGCUUCCACACUUCUUUAUUUUUUAAUGAGGAACAACUUUGAGUACACAAGAAGACGAUCGUUUGUGAGGACUCACUUGCAGGUGAUCAUCGCGGUAAGUCAGCUGAUAGCAGAUGUGGUUGGGAUUGGAGGAACCAGAUUCCAGCAGUCACUUGCCAUUAUAAACAAUUGUGCCAACAGUGAUAAAGCUGUUAAGUCUACUGGAUUUCCUUCUGAGGUUAAAGACUUGACAAAGCGUAUUCGCACAGUACUAAUGGCUACUGCUCAAAUGAAAGAGCAUGAAAAUGAUCCCGAAAUGCUGGUGGAUCUGCAGUACAGUCUGGCGAAGUCGUAUGCUAGUACUCCAGAGCUGAGGAAAACUUGGCUGGACAGUAUGGCAAAAAUCCAUGUCAAAAAUGGAGAUCUGUCGGAGGCAGCAAUGUGCUAUGUUCAUGUAGCAGCGCUAGUGGCUGAAUAUCUCAAAAGAAAAGCCAUAUUUAAACAAGGUUGCACAGCUUUUAAGGUGAUCACACCUAAUAUAGACGAAGAAGCUGCCAUGAUGGAAGAUGUAGGAAUGCAAGAUGUUCACUACAAUGAGGAUGUGCUGAUGGAGCUGUUGGAGCAGUGUGCUGAUGGACUCUGGAAGGCUGAACGCUACGAGCCUAUUUCUGACGUCUACAAACUGAUCAUUCCUGUUUAUGAGAAAAGACGUGAAUUUGAGAAACUCGCCCACCUUUACGAAACACUUCAUCAAGCUUAUAAAAAAAUUGCCGAAGUGAUUCUCACAGGAAAGAGGCUUUUAGGCACAUACUUUCGAGUCGCAUUUUUUGGCCAAGCAGCGCAAUACCAGUUUACAGACAAUGAAAGAGAUGUGGAGGGGUUCUUUGAGGACGAAGAUGGGAAGGAAUACAUUUAUAAAGAACCAAAGCUCACUCAGCUCUCUGAAAUCUCCCAGAGACUACUGAAGCUCUACUCUGACAAGUUUGGCCCUGAGAAUGUCCGAAUGAUUCAUGAUGAUGGAAAGGUCAAUCCCAAAGAUUUGGACGCGAAAUAUGCAUAUAUUCAAGUCACCUACGUCACUCCCUAUCUUGAUGAGAAGGAAUCGCAGGACAGGAAAACAGACUUUGAGAAGAGUCACAAUAUUCGGCGUUUUGUAUUUGAGAUGCCAUUCACAGUAUCUGGGAAAAAGCAAGGAGGUGUUGAGCAACAAUGUAAACGGAGAACUAUUCUAACAACCACACACUCCUUUCCAUAUGUGAAGAAGCGCAUUCCCGUGAUGUACCAACAACACAUUGACCUGAAUCCUAUUGAGGUGGCGAUCGAUGAAAUGAGCAACAAAGUGGCAGAACUGAGGCACCUUUGUGCGUCUUCUGACGUUGACAUGAUCAGGUUACAGCUCAAACUCCAGGGCAGUGUGAUUGUUCAGGUAAAUGCUGGUCCAUUAGCAUAUGCAAGGGCGUUCCUUGAUGAUGCCAAUGUGAAGCGGUUUGCCGAUAACAAAGUGAAACAGUUGAAAGAAGUCUUCAGGCAGUUUGUUGAGGCUUGUGGUCAAGCCCUGGGUGUAAAUGAGCGUUUGAUCAAAGAAGAUCAGCUGGAGUAUCAAGAAGAAAUGAAGGCAAACUACAAAGAAAUGGUUCGAGAGCUCUCAGACAUCAUGCAUGAGCAGAUUUCACCAGUGGAUGAUGGAAUGAAGAUCAAUCUCAUGCCAAACUCGCUUCACAUCUUCAAUGCAAUCAGUGGGACGCCAACAAGUACGGCUGUCCAUGGAAUACCCAACUCCUCCUCUGUUGUGUAAUAAAGAGAGAAAGCGGAGAACUCAUUGACAUCCCAAGUCAUUCUUGCAUUUAUUUGCUCAGGACACUUUUCAAGGCUCUUACAUGUCAGGUGCAGAGAAAUGACCCUUGUGAUGUACUGGCUGGGAGCGUACCAAAGGAAUGAUCUUUGCACAUUUGAGCCCUGUUACAGGAAAUGCAUUUUAAAGAUUGUUUUGAGGGAGCUUGCUCAUCUGCAUUUUAUUGUACAAUUGCAGAAUUUUGUGGCAGAAAUGGGUCCAUUUAUUGAUUUACUAAAGAUCUAUCUUAAAGUACAGACUUCAUAUGUUGAAUAAUAUAUUGGAAAAACAGGGAAAUAAUGUUAAGCAUCAAUAUUUUUGCUGUUGUUUACACAUAUAUAGACCUGUAUAUAAUUAUUGUUGAUGACAGUAUGAGGUUACUUUCGGAGGGUAUAUUUAAGAUAGGAUAUAGGUGGUAAGUACAUUAGAGCAGAAGCGGUUCAGAAGCGGUGUUUACAGCAUGUAGUAGCUGAUCAAAAUGGACUUUGUGUCAAGAACAUAGGGAUACCAGCUCAAGAAAGCAGGACCGAAUUGUGCUCUUUCUUUUAGAUGCAAUUCAAGCAAUUGUCUUGCUGUUCCUGUGGGAACACUUACACAUUUAGCUUAGUCAUUGUCUAUAGCUGGGUCUAGUUCAUUGAACGGCAGUGAUUUUCCACUUCUCACACAGUACGCUCGUGAGCUUGAAUGUAAAAACACAUUUGUAAUUAUUCAAAUGUACAGAAAUGACUUUUGCUGGUACUGUCUGAUCAACAUGUACAAGUGAGUCUUACAGGCACAAUUGUAGCAGUCUCUACAUAUUCAAGAGUUUGUAGUACAUUAUUCCACAUUUAUGAAUUUAUGGAGCAAUUUAGAAAAUUCAUCAGAGACCAACUUAGUUUUGUUCUUUUUUAAAAAAAAUGUCAUUGGGGAGAAGAGGAUGAGAGAAUGAAAGAAAGCUUGCCUAUACUGGAACACAAACAAUAUAUUUUACAAAUGUGCUUUGUUUUUACCUUGUAUAUACCCUUGAGUGCAAUAUUUGUCAUUCAGCAUUGUCCUAGGUGUAUACAGUCUUUGCUAUAUUUGGAUUUAUGAACUGUUACAUAACAAACGUCCUUUUUGCCAAAAUGAUAUAUAAUCAGCAAUCGUAUUUACUGUGCAGCUUUGUGGCUUUAAUUUAAAUAUAGUUUCCCAUUUGAUCUGUUUUAGAACUGUAAUAACAUUUUAUAUUUGGGGAAAGUUGAGGUUUGUAAUUUUAUUUAACUGGAACCAUUGUCCUGCUGUAUUUAAAUUAAAUUUGUUCUGUACUACAACUGAAUUAAUAAAGCCAGAACACUCAUUUUUUUCUUUUAUACAUCUGUGUGAUAUCAUGCCUGUCCAAUAAAAGUAGAAUUUGAAGCUUUU